CUCCCCGCAGCGAGUGCCCGGUCCCCUCCCGCCGCAGCCCUCCCGUAGCCCGGAUUUCACUCCCAUGGCAAAGCCGGCCCUGCAGGAAUUGGUGCUAUGACAGGCAAACUACUGGAGAAGCUGCCGGGGACCAUGAACACUUUGAUGAACCAAUUGCCUGACAAUCUGUACCCAGAGGAGAUCCCCAACUCUUUGAAUAUCUUCUCCAGCACCAGCGACUCGGUGGCUCACUACAACCAGAUGGCUGCAGAUAAUGUUAUGGACAUUGGCUUAGCGAACGAAAAGGCCGGUCAGGAAUUGUCCUCCUACUCGGGCACUUUUCAACCCGCCCCGGGCAACAAGACUGUCACCUACCUGGGGAAAUUCGCUUUCGACUCGCCCUCCAACUGGUGCCAGGACAACAUCAUCAGCCUGAUGAGCGCCGGCAUCCUGGGGGUGCCGCCGUCGUCGGGCGCGCUCACCAGCACGCAGAGCUCGGCGGGCAGCAUGGGGCCGCCGCAGGGCGAGGUGGACCAGAUGUACCCCGCGCUGCCGCCCUACUCCUCCUGCAGUGACCUCUACCCAGAGCCCGUCUCCUUCCACGACCCCCAGAGCAACCCCGGCCUCACCUACUCCCCCCAGGAUUACCAGGCGGCCAAGCCCGCCUUGGACAGCAACCUCUUCCCCAUGAUCCCAGACUAUAACCUCUACCACCACCCCAACGACAUGGGCACCAUCACGGAGCACAAACCCUUCCAGAGCUUGGACCCCAUCCGCGUCAACCCGCCCCCCAUCACCCCGCUGGAGACCAUCAAGGCCUUCAAGGACAAGCAGAUCCACCCGGGUUUCGGGGGGCUGCCGCAGCCGCCCCUCACCCUCAAGCCCAUCCGACCCCGCAAGUACCCCAACCGGCCCAGCAAGACGCCGCUCCACGAGCGGCCCCACGCCUGCCCCGCCGAGGGCUGCGACCGCCGCUUCUCCCGCUCCGACGAGCUCACCCGCCACCUGCGCAUCCACACGGGCCACAAGCCCUUCCAGUGCCGCAUCUGCAUGCGGAGCUUCAGCCGCAGCGACCACCUCACCACCCACAUCCGCACCCACACCGGCGAGAAGCCCUUCGCCUGCGAGUUCUGCGGCCGCAAGUUCGCCCGCUCCGACGAGCGCAAGCGGCACGCCAAGAUCCACCUCAAGCAGAAGGAGAAGAAGGCCGAGAAGGGCUCGGGCGGGCAGCCCCCCGCCGUGGUGGUGGUGGUGGUUGUGCCCAUUUCCACCGUGCUGGAAGACGCCGGAGACACCGGGAGCGGGCGGGAGACGCCACAGCGAGGAGCCACCCGAGGCCGCGCCAACAUUUUCGGCUCCUUCCACACGGGCGAGGAAGAGGAGGAGGGAAGGAGCCCACCAGGUCCUGGGCACCUGCUGUGCCCCCCCUCCACCCCGGGCCCAGCCGUCCCCGAGGGGCAGGAGCCUCCCGGCGCGGAGCAGGAGGCCGAGGAGCACCGGGAGCACCCUUGGGUGGCGGAGCGCGGGGAGCGCGUGCGGCACCUUGCACGAAAAAUGUUGGUUGCUACGGAAACACGGCACUUUCCAUCCCCGUUCUGGGCUAUCUGUGUUCUGGGGAGGAGGGAAGGGCUCCCAGUCACGUACCAGCCCCGCACAGCUUGCUGCCUCUCCCCUCCUCGACGGCACGGCCGGGGUCCCUGCUGA
Empidonax traillii (willow flycatcher) is the source of this 1683-nucleotide messenger RNA. It is a transcript of the gene EGR3, whose product is annotated as early growth response 3. Bases 97 to 1683 code for a protein of 528 amino acids. The transcript is spliced from 4 exons. Lineage: Eukaryota; Metazoa; Chordata; Aves; Passeriformes; Tyrannidae. Gene Ontology annotation, biological process: regulation of transcription by RNA polymerase II. Gene Ontology annotation, molecular function: DNA-binding transcription factor activity, RNA polymerase II-specific; RNA polymerase II cis-regulatory region sequence-specific DNA binding. The record is from RefSeq and is a predicted model, not a curated record.